GAGGCCCCAUGGCACGCAGCGUAUCCUGCGCCAAAGUCUAAGGCAGUGGGCAUAUCCCAGUUCGAUCUUCUGGUCAUGCUAGAAGAAGGCAAGGAGCCAGGAAAAGACUUUGUUCUCGUCGAUCUGCGGAGGAAUGAUCAUGCAGGUGGUACAAUUGCAGGUUCUAUUAACCUGCCUGCACAGAGCUUGUAUCCAUCUAUUCCAUCUCUUUACAGAUUGUUCAAGGCUGCUGGAAUUCCUAAGGUCAUUUGGUACUGCGGCUCCUCUAAGGGAAGGGGCAACCGUGCCGCUUCAUGGUUUGCGGACUAUGUAGCUGAGCAGGAGGAAACCAACACUAUCCAGAGCGUGGCUCUUGUAAAGGGUAUCAAAGGUUGGGUUGAAGGAGGACCCUCCUUUGCUAGUCGGAUAAGUGAAUUCGAGGCUGGGGCCUGGCAGAAAUGA
Aureobasidium melanogenum CBS 110374 is the source of this 441-nucleotide messenger RNA. RefSeq lists its product as uncharacterized. The annotation marks the transcript as partial. The transcript has 3 exons. Gene Ontology annotation, cellular component: nucleus; cytoplasm. The record is from RefSeq and is a predicted model, not a curated record. Gene Ontology annotation, molecular function: protein tyrosine phosphatase activity. Lineage: Eukaryota; Fungi; Ascomycota; Dothideomycetes; Dothideales; Saccotheciaceae.